AUGUCCGCCGCCGCCGGCACCACCACGACGUCCGACGAAAUCCUCCACCACACCUCCGCCUUCCUAUCGGAAAUCCUAUCCCAGCCGGACCUCCGCCGCCGUCUCUCCACCACCUUCCUCCAAAGACUCCCCACAAACCUCGUCAAGCCCCUAAGCUUCGCCUCCCAAACCCUAGAAACCGCCAUCUCCGCCGCCGCCGCCACCAGCCCCUCCGUCCGAUCAUCCUCCCUCCGCCUCGCCGAAAAAAUCCUCCUCUCCGAUAACAUUAACAACCCAGACAGCAACCCCUUCUCCUCGUUCCUCCUAUCCCUCGUCCACCACCUCCGCCGCCGCCCCGUCGACGCCGCCGUCAGCCUCCUCGACAUCUUCCGGUCCGACCCAUCAUUUUCCCGCCAAGAAAUCGCGCCGUUUCUCUUCCAGGAACUAUUCCUCGUCCAUUUCUCUCCGAUCACCGAACGGUACAACGAGCAGAGAUCCGAGAUCCUGUCGUCCUCCUCCAUACCGAACUCCGGCUACGACAGCGACCACGACUACGACGAGUCGAUAACGCCGUCGACGACGACGCUGCUGUCGAAAAUGAGCGGCGCUCAGGCCUCGUCGCUCAAGGGUUUGGAGAGGGAGUACGAGGUUCUAAUGGAGGAGAACUGCAGGAUAUUCGUCGACUAUUUUAAGGAUGUUCUGCUCAGAAACAACGACGAUCAAAUGAUUGCUCCGCCGACAAUUAUACUGCGUGCCGGCGCCGGUGAUGAUAAUAAUAAGCUUGUUUACAGUGAUGACGUGGCGAUCAAGAUUAACGGCCAUGAAUUUCGAUCCACAAACAGACGGUAUAAUGUAAUAUUUGAUUUUCUUCAAAUUCUAUGCUUUUUUUUUUUACCUUUAAUAUUUUUCUAUUCAUCUUCUGUGCAGCCAAUAUGGGCUGAAGAAGGAGAUAAACCAUCAAUUGAACUGAAAAAGACAUCCUCAAAACAAUCGAAGAAAACUACUCUAUCAUCAAACAAUCCGACAGACUGUUCUUCUUCAGAUUCCGAAUCAGCCGAUAAUAAACAAAAGGAAAAAAUCAAGAAACCCACAUUGUUCGAAUCCAGACAACAACAACAACAAAACCCACCUCUUCUUCCCUCACAAGAAUCGAUCCGUUCUUUCAUGGAGGAACCUGAAAUUAAUAUCUCCGGCGGCGCCGCCGCCGCCGCCGCCGCAAAAACCCCGUCACCGAAGGACUUCGUAUGUCCGAUCACCACACACAUAUUCGACGACCCUGUAACCCUAGAAACAGGGCAAACCUACGAGAGGAGAGCCAUUCAAGAAUGGCUCGACAGAGGGAACGCCACGUGUCCGAUCACACGGCAGAAGCUUCACAGUAUCCAUCUACCGAAAACGAAUUACGUGCUCAAACGCCUCAUCGCCAGCUGGCUCGACAGGAACCCAGGCUGCUCCCCGCCUACUCCAAUCGGCCAAUCGAAGCGUGCAGUUUCGCCGAAUAGCGUCAUAAGCCAAGCCGCGGUUGACGGAGCCGUGACCGAGCUCAAGCUGGCGAUAACCGAUCUCUGCACGUCCGAAAUCUUGAAGGAGGCCGAGAUCGCCGUUCUCAAAAUCGAGAGGCUAUGGAAAGAAUCGAACGUGGGCCCGGAAAUUAUGCAGGCCCUCCUUUCGAAGCCGCCCGUGGUUAACGGUUUUGUCGAGAUGUUGUUCAAUUCCGUGGAUAAGCUUGUGCUGAGAGCAACUGUACUCGUCCUGACCGAGCUGGCGUCGAGGGACGACAGCGUCGUCCAGACGUUGACUAGGGUUGACUCGGAUGUCGAAUGUGUGGUCGAGCUUUUCAAGAAAGGUCUAACGGAGGCCGUGGUGUUGGUUCAUCUAUUGAAGCCUUCAGCUAAGAUCCUCUUAGAAAUGGAGUUGGUUGACUAUCUUUUGGCAACGGUUACUAAAACAGAGGACAAUGGCGUGGCGAAGAUGUGCGUGGGGCCGAAAACGGCAUCUCUGGUUCUGUUGGGGAAUAUUCUCCGGGGCUGCGACGAAGAAGCACGUGUGUCGGAGAUUGUGAGGAGCGUUGUUUCGAGCGGGGCGAUUGAGGGAGUUGUGGUGAGUUUGAAAGGCGGUGACGUGACGGAAAGGGUGGCGGCUGUGGGCGUGUUGCUGAGGUGUAUUUUGGAGGAUGGGAAGUGUCGGAAUGUAAUUGCUGAGAAAUCGGAAUUAGGGUUUCUGUUGGAGAUGUUUGUUGGAGUGAAUGAUGUGCAGAAGUUUGAGAUUGUUCGUUUUCUUUUCGAACUGGUUAAACUGAACAGGAGGAGUUUGAAUGAUCAAAUCUUGCAUGUGUUGAGAGAUGAGGGCACUUUUAGUACAAUGCACACUCUUUUGGUUUACCAACAAAACUCGGUUUUCGAACGGUCUCCGAUUGUCGCUGGUCUACUUCUGCAGCUUGAUCUUCUUGAAGAGCCAAGAAAGAUGAGCAUAUACAGAGAAGAGGCGAUCGAUACACUUAUCUCGUGUCUAAGAAACACUGAAUCGCCAUCUGCUCAAAUAACUGCAGCAGAGACUAUUUUGUCCUUACAGGGAAGAUUCUCGUAUUCAGGCAAAUCUCUAUCGAGAGCCAUUCUUCUCAAACGAGCGGGCCUCGAUAAAAACUACAAAGCCUUCAUGCGAAAAGAUCAACGCCGACGCAGCAUAUCCCUCGAAUCUCAAGACAACAUGGAAGACGAGAGAAAUGCCGAAGAGUGGGAAAGAAAAGUUGCGUUUGUUCUCGUGAGCCACGAAUUCGGACUAGUGUUUGAGGCGCUCGCGGAGGGACUGAAAAGUAAAUACGAAGAGUUGCAAUCGCUUUGCUUUAUGACAGCUACUUGGCUUGUGUACAUGCUCUCGAUUCUGCCCGAUACUGGGAUUAGAGGAGCAGCACGCGUGUGCUUGCUCAAGCAUUUCAUCUCGAUUUUUAAAUCCGAUAAAGACACCGAAAAUCGAGCCCUCGCCAUGCUGGCGUUGAACAGUUUUACUCAAGGAUUUCAAGAUUUAGGAGGUCACAUGAAAGAUAUUAUGAAAGGAUUAAGGGAGCUUAAGAAAUCGUCUACGAUGGCAUUUGAGAUGCUGAAAGUUUUUUCGGCGGAGCAUGAUAAUAGUGCUGAUAUAUGGAAUCAUCAAGAACUAAGUCAGGAAGAUUGUAGUAGCAAUGGAGAAGUUUUAACGGUUACUUGCUUUAAAGGCAAAAUAUUCUCCGGCCAUUCGGACGGAACAAUAAAGGUCUGGAAGAGCGAAAACUCCGAAUUAAAUCUUAUCCAAGAAAUACACGAACACACGAAACACGUUACGAGCUUGGCUGUCGUUCAUUCGUCGGAGAAACUCUAUAGUGGUUCACUCGAUAAAACUGUGAGGGUAUGGGCAAUAACCGAGGAAGGAAUAUACUGCGAACAAGUUCAGGAAACGAAGGAUCAAAUAAAUACCCUCGUAGUUGCUAAUAGCAUCGCAUGCUAUAUUCCUCAAGGAGCUGGUGUUAAGGUGCAUUCGUGGAAUGGAUCGUCUAAAGUACUAAAUCAACACAAGUACGCCAAAUGUUUGGCUCUCGUACAAGGAAAACUCUACUGUGGAUGCAACGAUAAUAGCAUUCAGGAAAUAGAUUUGGCCACAGGAACACUUGGGAAUAUACAGAGUGGCUCGAAGAAAUUAAUCGGGAAAGUUUAUCCUAUUUACGCAUUGCAAGUUUAUGACGGAUUAAUUUACGGAGCCGGCCCUUCGUUCGAUGGAUCAAAUGUUAAGAUAUGGAGUACUUCAAACUAUAGUAUCGUGGGGUCGUUGGCUUCGACUUUGGAUAUACGGACUAUGAGUGUAAGUUCGGAAUUAAUAUACUUGGGGUGUAAAAGUGGGGUUAUCGAAAUUUGGUGCAAGAAAAAGCUUAGUAGAGUCGAAACGCUUCAAAUUAUCCCGACGAGUCGAAUUCUUUGCAUGGCUAUUGAUACGAACGAAGAUUUUUUAGUUGUCGGGACUUCUGACGGUAGAAUUCAGACAUGGGGUUUCAGCUGAAGGAGACUGCAAUUGAUCAUGUUUUACAUUUUUUGGGGGCUUGGAAUAAAUAUAUUAAUUAAUAUAGGAUAUUCAAGAAAUAUGUAUAUAUGUAGAAAAAUGAUUGAUGCAUUGUAAUCUAUGUAGUGCGAAAACUUCUAUUUAUUAACGUUUCCACGUUUUGGACACGUUUCGUGUCCGAUACUCGAAGACACCUAUCGAACACGUUAUAAGCCAUUUUGCAACUUCUUAAAAGUUAGAACGUGUUUGGAAACAAAUUUCUA
Molecule: messenger RNA, 4268 nt
Organism: Erythranthe guttata (spotted monkey flower)
Lineage: Eukaryota; Viridiplantae; Streptophyta; Magnoliopsida; Lamiales; Phrymaceae
Source: RefSeq, a predicted model, not a curated record